AUGUUGUCCCUCCUCGCCAGCAGCGCCUCUGGCUACCUGCCAGCCUCGCUCAGCCGCCGCCGGCUGUGUAGUGCGCCUCCGCCGCAGCCUGUCAGCGUGCCGGUGCGGCUGCUCGGCGGGGAGGAGGCCGUGGUGGGCGCCAGCGUGGACACAACGCUGCAGCAGCUGCAGCAGGAGUGCCAGCAAGCGGCAGGCGUGCAGCCCUACCUGCAGCGCAUCUGCAUCCAGGAGGAGCCUCGGGAGCCGGGCCUGUCGGGCCUGCUGCGCUCCACAGCCACCAACCUGAGCAGCCGGCAACGCAUGGCCCGCCAGCUCACCGACUGGUCCUCCUUCUUUCUUCUGCCAGAGGGCGUGAGCCGGGAGCUGCGGGGCCAGGGCCUGGUCAGCUGGGCGAACGACAACGUGUGGCAGCAGCUGAACGACCGCCGGCCGCCGCCGGGGACGGUGCGGGUGCUAGUUGCAACCCUGGACGGCAGGCGGCGCUGCAUCCUGGUGCACAGCAGCAGCAGCAUCGCAGCGCUUCGGCUCGAAGUGCAGCAGCGAGCGGCGAUACCAGCAGACCAGCAGCGGCUGGUGGUGCUGGAGCAGCAGGCCCUCGGCGCACCGCAAAGGGUGCUGUGGGCGCUGCUGCGCCUGCUGCUGGCGGUGCUGCUGUGGGCGGGCAGCUGGCUGGUGGCGGGUGGGCGCUGGGCGCUGGGGCUGCCACCCUCCAGCGACGUGCACCUCCAGCUCGUGACGGAGAGCGGCCGUGAGGUACAGCUGGCGGUCAGCCCUGACACCACGCUGCAGCAGCUGCAGCGCCUGGUGUGGGAGCAGCACGGCGAGUCGCUCAGCCUGCAGCAGCUGCUGUCGGUGAGCCCCAGCAAAGCGGGCAGCAACAGCCCAGAAAAGCGCGGCGGCGGCGGCGGCGGCGGCCUGCGCCCGCACAGCCCUGAGCGAUGA
Messenger RNA from Chlorella variabilis, 942 nucleotides. RefSeq lists its product as hypothetical. The coding region runs from base 1 to 942 and encodes 313 amino acids. Lineage: Eukaryota; Viridiplantae; Chlorophyta; Trebouxiophyceae; Chlorellales; Chlorellaceae. The transcript is spliced from 3 exons. Gene Ontology annotation, molecular function: protein binding. The record is from RefSeq and is a predicted model, not a curated record.